Molecule: messenger RNA, 6079 nt
Organism: Mercenaria mercenaria
Lineage: Eukaryota; Metazoa; Mollusca; Bivalvia; Venerida; Veneridae
Product: smad nuclear-interacting protein 1-like
Exons: 2
Coding region: 91-1104 (337 amino acids)
Biological process (GO): miRNA processing
Cellular component (GO): nucleus
Molecular function (GO): protein binding; mRNA binding
Source: RefSeq, a predicted model, not a curated record
AUCAAUCAAACCUAGAAGCGAUUUCCGGUAAAAUAGGGAGAACGUAUUUUGUGUAUUUUGACGUUUUUUGACUGAAAUUAACAGAUAACCAUGGUUAAGGAACGUUAUCGAAAAUCUUCUUCAAGUGAUGAUGACAGUGAUGAUCACAAGAGAAGGAAGCACCAUAGAAAACAUCGUUCAGGAAGCCCUGAGGCCUCCCACAAAAGGCACAAAAAACAUCACCGGCACAGAAGUAGAUCAGAAAGUUCUGAAGAACUUGAAGAUAGACACAGAAUAAAACAGGAACCGGUCACUUCAGAGUCUGAUGCUGAAACACACAGAAGACACAAGAAACAUAUCAAGAGAGAAAGAAAUGACCAAGCUGAUAUGAAACAUGGCAGACACCAUUAUGGUCAUGGUCACAGACACAAAAGAGAGCACAUGGUUCGAAUGAAGCAGGAACCGGACAGCGAGGAGGAGAUGAGACAACAAAGGGCCGAAAGGCGACAUAACGAUCAGCGAAGACGUGAUAAUCGUCAAAAACGAGAACAUUUGUCGGAACAUCAGCGCUAUGGUCGCAGGGAUGAUCAGGAAAAUAGUGCAGCCAACAGUGAAGCUGCUGCGCCAAAAGACAAACCAGAUUUUGAAUUAUCUGGAAAACUUACAGAAGAUACUAACACAUAUAAAGGGGUAGUGAUCAAAUAUAAUGAACCUCCGGAGGCAAGGAAGCCAAAGAAGAGAUGGAGAUUGUACCCUUUUAAGAAUGAUGAAGCCUUGAAACCAUUUCACAUGCAUCGUCAGAGUGCAUACUUGUUUGGUAGAGACAGAAUCGUAGCUGAUAUACCUGUGGAUCACCCAUCAUGCUCCAAACAGCAUGCUGUCUAUCAGUAUAGAAUGGUUCCUUAUGAGAAAGAGGAUGGAAGAAGAGCGCAUAAAAUUGCUCCUUACAUUAUAGACCUCGAAUCAGCAAAUGGUACUUUUGUAAAUAAUAAAAAAAUUGAACCUCGGAGAUAUGUUGAAUUGAUUGAAAAAGAUGUGAUAAAGUUUGGUUUUAGUUCAAGGGAAUAUGUUCUCUUACAUGAUAAAUCAAGCACAGCUGAAGUGGAGUCAGAUGGAUCAUCAUGAACGUGUAUACAAAAAUGGCUAUUGAGUCUUCACGGGUUAUUCCACAUUCUGUAUAUGUUUCAGUGGUCAUAAUCCACAGCUAAAAGAAAGUGCAUUUCAUGCACUUAAAGUGCUCAAACUACUAUUAUUAUGAAUGUUACAUAAUUACCAGGGAAACAUGGCAUUAAAAAAAGUUUGAUAAAAAUAUAUGCUGAUGAUAUAUAUUUACAUUUUUAGCUUGACUAUUUGAAGAAAAAGGAGAGCUAUCACACUCACCCCUGCAUUGGCGUCCACCUUGUGUUUUUUUAGGAAGUCCGAUGUUUUCUUCAUUAAGAUAUUCAGUUGUUACUUGCUGUACUUGCUCAUAGCGACAGUGUACAGUAGAGUGACAAGAUGUUUACCCCUACUGGCAAUAUUUCCAGGAUUAUGCCCCUUAUUAACCUGUAAAGUUAGGUUACAGGUUUUCAAAAGUAUAACACCAAGUUUAUAACCAUUCGAGGAUACUAUAAUACUCAUCUUGCAGGUAAUAACAAGGUUACCCAAUAAAGUCCUCCUUCCAGGACUUAGAAGUUUUGCAUAUAAAUUGCAAAGUCAGUGCAGAUACAGAUAAGAAACUUCACUGGUAUUGAGGUGUAUAAAACAAGGUGAUAGGUGCAUGUUCCAUUAUUCUGAAUUGUAUUUUGGCAAAGUUAUGCAUAAUUUUGACAGGAAUUAGGACAAUAUACCUAUUCUUAGAUAGAAAAUUGAUUUUUACUGACAAGCCUUCGAAUAGUCGAGGAUGCUGUCAUGAGAUCAUUAGAAUUUUAAAUGUUUCUUCAGAAUAGAAAUAUUAAGACAUACACACUUAAACAGAUGGCAUACAACUUGUACAACAAGUUAAUUAUCUUCAUUUGAAAGCUUCUGCUGCUUAACACUUUUACAGUCAAAAAUUCAAGUAACCUCUUUGAAAUGAACUUAACCUUUAGCCUGCUGGCAGCAAGUGAUUUUGCCAUUGCGACCAGUGCAGGCCAAAGUUUGCCUGCACAUCCAUGCAGGCUGAUAAUGGUCUGCACUGUUUGCUAUUCAGUCAUUAAAUUUUCAGUGAACAUCACUUUUGAGUGCAGGGCCUCCUCUGCCAUUCGCCAAUAUAGCCGAAUGCUACAAAUUCAAAGAAGUGGCUACACAUUUUUGAAGGUGGUGACAAGAAUUUUAUUAAAAUGUGGCCAAACAGCAAUUCAGCUUCAUUUUGGCAAUUUCCCUCAAAAAGUGGCUACAACUUUCUGAGGCCCAGGGGAGGCCCUGAAGUGGUACUGUCCAAAUUGAAUGAUAGACCAGUCAAUUUUUAGAAAUUAGCAGGGUAAAGGUAAAAAUUGAAUGACAAAAAUUUCAGUCAAGAUGAGUUAGGGUAUACUCUUUGUUGUUUGUGUAUAUGUAUAUACUUGUUAAUGUACAAAAUCAGUUCUGCAUGAUAAAGUCAAUAUUUACCACCAUUCUUUAUUUGAUUUAUGAACAAGGUAAGAUUUACCCAUCUUCAAAAGCACUAAGUUGUUUUUCUUAGUUUAGCUUCAGAAAUUCUGAUUUCAGGGUGGAAUUUUCUUAAAGUGCAAAAUAUUUCUUAUCCUUGAGUUAUUGCCUUGAUACAUGUAUAUUGGUUUUCUCCCAUUUGUGCCACCAUAAUAUCUGAGUACAAAUAAUUUUAUUGUUACUGCCAUGAAAAUAUAGAUUAUCAAAGUGAAAAUUUCUGGCAUAUCUUUUUUAACAAGAUUAUUAGAGAAAUGCUGUAUUUUAUUUGCUCACCUGAGCACAGAGUGCUCAAGUUGAGCUAUUGUGACCAGUCAUAAUCCAGCAGCCAUCAACACUUGCCUUGUGAAAACUCUAGAGGCCACAGUUGUGACCCAAUCUUUAUGAAACUUGGUCAGAAUGUUUGUCUUGAAUAUCUCGAGGUCAGGUGGGUCAUGUUGGGUCAAAAACUAGGUCAGUAGGCCAGAUCAACUCUGGUGAGCGAUAUAGGGCCAUCAUGGCACACUUUUUUUUCAUGAAAUCUUUGAUGAGUUCUUAUCUGGGUCAUGUGGGUUCAAAAACUUGGUCAGAUCAAAGAAAAUAAUUGUUUACACAUUUUUGGUCCAAUCUUAGUGAAAAUUGGUCAGAAUAUUUUUCUCCAUAAAAUCAUUAGGUCAAACAUGUUUACACUGUUAUUUUUCUACCCUGUCUUCAUGACGCUUGUUACGAAAAUAUUAUUUCUAGUAAACAUUUUCAAGAUAAAUAGCUAAUACACUUUACAGUUAACAUGCCAGCAUACCAAAUUGCAGUCAAAUUUAUGAAGUAAGUCUUUAUAUAAUUAUGUCUCCCACCACACAGUGGUGUGGGAGACAUAUUGAUUUACUCCAGUCUGUGUGUGUGUGUGUGUGUGUGUCUGUCACAAAGCUUGUCCGCACUCUAAGUCAAACAUUUUUCAUCCGAUCUUCACCAAACUUGAACAAAAUGUGUUUGACCAUAAGAUCCCGGCCAAGUUCGAUAACUAGCCAAAUCCGCCCAGGCACUUUUGAAUUAUGGCCCUUGAAUUACUGAUUGGGUCCAUUCAUCAAAGCCAACGAGAGAAACUAGACAUUUUUCAAUGGGGUCCACUCAUCAAAGCCAUCGAGAGAAACUAGACAUUUUUCAAUGGGGUCCAUUCAUCAAAGCCAACGAGAGAAACUAGACAUUUUUCAAUGGGGUCCACUCAUCACAGCCAUCGAGAGAAACUAGACAUUUUUCAAUGGGGUCCACUCAUCAAAGCCAUCGAGAAAAACUAGACAUUUUUCAAUGGGGCAGUUGUGGGAGACAUGCGCUUUUCUCAAAAGCAUCUCUAGUUUAUCUUGAUGUGCCUCGAGUUUGUUUCUACAAAGGAUGGCCACCUUGUGCUGGGCUUAUUAGUAUUUAGAGGACACUUAGAAAAUUAUCGCUCAAUUUCAGAAUAAUUUCACGGAGUUGUUCCUUUUGUGACAUUCUACCAAAAUAGUUAAAUCAUAACCAUAGCUCAAAAGAAUGUUUUGAGCCCAGCUGCUGUGUAACUCAGGUGAGCAAUCUAGAGCCAUCAUGGACCUCUUGUGAAAUAAACAUUUGUAUGUCACAUUAAGAAAUUGUAAAAAAUGGCUGAAGAAUGUAAUAUAUGUUUGUUGUCUUCGUGGAUUUCUUACUUUUACCACUGGGUAAAUGAGACUUUAACCUUUAGCCUGUUGCUGGCAAGUGAUUCUCACACAGCCUUUGCGACCAGGGCAGACCAAGAUCAGCCUGCACAUCCUUCACUGCUGUGGGUUCGAAAUCUCACUUAUUUUUUUUUUUUUUUUUUGGUUGGAUUUAACGUCGCACCGACACAUGAUAGGUCAUAUGGCGACUUUCCAGCUUUAAUGGUGGAGGAAGACCCCAGGUGCCCCUCCAUGCAUUUUUUCAUCACGAGCGGGUACCUGGGUAGAACAACCGACCUUCCGUAAGCCAGCUGGAUGGCUUCCUCACAUGAAGAAUUCAACGCCCCGAGUGAGGCUCGAACCCACAUCGAUGAGGGGCAAGUGAUUUGAAGUCAGCGACCUUAACCACUCGGCCACGGAGGCCCCAAAUCUCACUUAGGAUGUCUAGUUCUUUCAUUUGAGGAAGCCAUCCAGCUGGCUUAUGGAAGGUCAUUGGUUCUACCCAGAUGCCUGUCUGUGAUGAAAUCACCUAAGGUCUUUCUCCACCAUGAAAAGCUGGAAAGUAGCCAUAGGACCUAUAAUCAUGCCCUUGUGAUGUUGAACCAAGCAAAACAAAUAGGAACUUUUUAACCUUUAGCCUGCUGGCAGCAAGUGAUUAUGCCCAUGCGACCAGUGCAGACCAAGAUCUGCAGGCUGAUCAUUGUCUGCACUGUUCGCUAUUCAGCAAGUAAAUUUCCCGCGAACACCCCUUCCUAAUGAUAAAUGGUACUGCCCAAAUAAUAUGAUGGACCAGUCUAUUUUAGAAAUUUAGCAGUGUAAAGGUUAAAGUCCAUGAUAUCUUGAUUAGUUCUGAAUUUAUCAUAAAAAAUAAUGUAUUUUUCAUUGUAAAUUUUAGCCACUUUGAUAUCAAAAAUUUAAAAGAAAGAAUUUGACUAUUUGUGAAUGGAUAGGUAUAAACUUUAAGUAUUUCCUAGUUAGCAUGAAAGUAACAUUUCCAUGAAAACAUUUUAUACAAUUUCUAAAAAAUAAAUAUUUUUCAAAAUUAUGAUUUUUCCUGCUUUUUACAAUUGGAAACGAUAUUUUUCUUGCUUAAAAAAGAUUCUUUUACCACCCUUUGGAGACCUUUUAAAAUGGUGUAUGGUUCACAUGUAGAUCUUGCAAAAUGAAGCUACCAUUCACGAUAAACCAUGUGACAGAUCAAAAGUAAUUUUCUUGCAUAGUUAUAAAAUAAAAAAAGAAAAGAGAAAUGAGCCGCACCAUGAGAAAACCAAGAUAGUGUAUUUGUGACCAGUAUGGAUCCAGACUAGCCUGCGCAUCCCCGCAGUCUGGUCAGGAUCCGUGCUGUACGCUAACAGUUUCUCUAAUUGCAAUAGGUUUUGAAAGCUAACAGCAUGGGUCCUGACCGGACUGUGUGGACUAUGUUAGUUUUCUCAUAGCUUGUCUCAAAUAUCACAUUCUAAAGCAGUUUUCAGGUGAUUCUUUAACCAGACAAACAAAAGAAGGUUUAGUAGAAUGAUGCAAAUUGUGAAAUAGUCAUAGUAAGAAAUAAUGUCUGUUUUAAUUAUGCAUGUGAGUGAAAUAUAAAAAACAUAUUUUUAUCAUCGUUAGAAUCUUUGUCUCCUCCAGCUACUGCCAGCCAUUUCUUGUAAACUUCUAUUGUAUGUAUGUCAUUAAGUUUUGUAAAUAUGAUUUAUACUAUGAAAUUGGAAAGAUGGGACUUCUAUGUAAGUUCUUUGUAUAUUUACUUCUUCAGUACAUUUCAUUUGUCUGCAGAGUUUUUUGAAUAUUUUAUUGUAUGUUUUAUUAUUGUAUUGAUAUUUUUGAUGAAAAUAAAAUGAUCUCUAUAGUCUUGA